UGGUAAUCGUUGGGAAUCGGUAAUUGUGGGAGGUUCAUUGUAGUAUCUGUAUCUGUUGCAGGCCGAAAAAACACAAGAUUCACAUGGAACAGGCACACACAAACAGGGAAAAGGUGGACAAUGGGGAUGGGUCUCGGGAAACCUACCCUAUAUGUAAUAAACAUAGCUUAUCUAAAGGCUGUGCUUCAAUCAAUACUUCCACUAACAACCGCACGGAAUACAAUUGCAUUGAAAUCAAUCCACACGCAAAUGGGAAACCAGGAUGGGUAUAUACGAUUACGACUACGGAUAUGAUGGAUGAAUGCGCAAGCCAGGGUGGGGAGAUGGAUCUGAUCUGGGCAGAAGCUGUGACUGAUACCGAUACACCUCGCAAAAGUGUCUUGCAUGCCAGGUCUUAUCAGCAUGGCCGUGCCCACUCCGAUUUGUCAUAUCUCGCGCUCGGAAAUAUGUACAUUCAAUAUUUUGGCGCUCUUAUCGCUAGCGCUAUUGGAGGAGAUAAAUCAGAGGGGCAGUUCCAUGUUUGAUUUAGUUUGUGAGCUGAUGGAUAUGUGACUAUAGGUGGGAUUAGGUUCAGGAUUAGGAGUAACCAAAAGCCGGAGACGACACGAACAAGCGGGAAGCGGGUAAUUAA
Molecule: messenger RNA, 631 nt
Organism: Drosophila eugracilis
Lineage: Eukaryota; Metazoa; Arthropoda; Insecta; Diptera; Drosophilidae
Exons: 2
Coding region: 84-524 (146 amino acids)
Source: RefSeq, a predicted model, not a curated record